Messenger RNA from Lampris incognitus (smalleye Pacific opah), 1020 nucleotides. It is a transcript of the gene vsx1, whose product is annotated as visual system homeobox 1 homolog, chx10-like. The record is from RefSeq and is a predicted model, not a curated record. The transcript is spliced from 5 exons. Gene Ontology annotation, molecular function: DNA-binding transcription factor activity, RNA polymerase II-specific; transcription cis-regulatory region binding. NCBI's taxonomy places the organism in Eukaryota, Metazoa, Chordata, Actinopteri, Lampriformes, Lampridae. The coding region runs from base 1 to 1020 and encodes 339 amino acids. Gene Ontology annotation, cellular component: nucleus. Gene Ontology annotation, biological process: regulation of DNA-templated transcription.
AUGGCGGGACGGGAGGACGCGGACGAGAAGCCCAAAGUCAAACUCUUGUCUCCGGGAUUCGGGAUCGAUAAAUCACGACUUCACGGAUCGGGAUUCAGGUCGAAGGGUUUUGCCAUCACCGACCUGUUGGGUCUAGAAACGGACCUUCAGAGCCGUCCGUCCGGCCCGGGACUUGGCGCGACCGGAGAGGUCCACAGCGGGAUCGGAUCUUUCCCGUUCGCUGGCGGCUCCCUGCCGCUGGGCCUGGGCUUCCUGUGUAGCCUGGCGGCGCAGCAACCCGCCGGGACGCCCUGUUUCCUGCCGGGACACCUGCCGCUGAUCCAGAGCCGCGCCGAGAGCCCCUACGCGCGGGCGGCGGAGCCGCCGAGAGACGCCUACUCCGAUGAGGAAUGUCUUUCCGAUCGAAACGACUGUAAAAGUUCAGCAAACUCACAGAAGAGAAAGAAACGGAGACACAGAACCGUGUUCACGUCUCACCAACUGGAGGAGCUGGAGAAGGCCUUCCAUGAGGCUCAUUAUCCAGAUGUGUACGCCAGAGAAAUGCUGGCCAUGAAGACAGAACUACCGGAGGACAGAAUACAGGUGUGGUUCCAGAACCGUCGAGCAAAGUGGCGGAAGCGGGAGAAGUGCUGGGGCCGCAGCAGCGUGAUGGCGGAGUACGGCUUGUACGGCGCCAUGGUGCGGCACUCCAUCCCGCUGCCGGAGUCAAUCAUCAACUCCGCCAAGAGCGGCAUGAUGGGCUCGUGCGCUCCCUGGCUGCUAGGGAUGCAUAAGAAGUCUUUAGAGAUGUCCAAGAAGUCUCCGGGGUCUCCGGACUCCUCCCACUCAGACUCUUUCUCCGGGGAGAGCAAGGGGAAGGAGGCCGCUGAGCUCUCCUGGUCCGGGCGGCUGGUUGCGUCCGACGACGCGGAGGAGGCGAUGGAUCUGUCCAGCACCUCCAAACAGGAGGCCGGCAGGAGUGCGUUGAGGAGCCCCCCUCCCCCCAAAACCACCAGCGACUCUGAGGGAGAGGAGAGCUAA